Molecule: messenger RNA, 2728 nt
Organism: Ananas comosus (pineapple)
Lineage: Eukaryota; Viridiplantae; Streptophyta; Magnoliopsida; Poales; Bromeliaceae
Product: probable beta-D-xylosidase 2
Exons: 7
Biological process (GO): xylan catabolic process; arabinan catabolic process
Cellular component (GO): plant-type cell wall
Molecular function (GO): alpha-L-arabinofuranosidase activity; xylan 1,4-beta-xylosidase activity
Source: RefSeq, a predicted model, not a curated record
GAAUAAUAAAUAAAUGAAUAAAUAAUUCUAAUUCCUCUAUUCCUCCUCACUCCCUCCAAAUCCAAAUCCAAAUCCCUAUUUAUACCCCCACCUCCACUCCUCACUCCAAAUCACUCUUCCUCCCCCCACAAUUCCCCUGCAAUGUCUUCCAAACCCUUCUCCCUCCUCCUCCUCCUCCUCCUGCUUCUCUCCACCGCAAUUCUCCUCCGCUGCGCGGCGGGGGCAGGCGCAGCUGCGGCGGCGCAGCGCGGGGCGUUCGCAUGCGCGGCAGGGGGGCCGGGGGCGGGGAUGCGGUUCUGCGACGCGUGGGCGCCGGUGCGGGAGCGCGCGCGGGACCUGGUGGCGCGGCUGACGCGGGCGGAGAAGGUGCGGCUGCUCGGCGACGGCGCGGCGGCCGUGCCGCGGCUGGGGAUCGCAAAGUACGAGUGGUGGUCGGAGGCGCUCCACGGCGUCGCCAACACGGGUCCCGGGGUCCGCUUCGGCGGCGCCUUCCCCGGCGCCACCAGCUUCCCCCAGGUCAUCACCUCCGCCGCCUCCUUCAACGCCUCCCUCUGGCAGCUCAUCGGCACGGUCGUGUCGGAUGAGGCACGUGCGAUGUACAACGCGGGUCAGGCGGGACUAACGAUGUGGAGUCCGAAUGUGAACAUCUUCAGGGACCCGCGGUGGGGCCGCGGCCAGGAGACCCCCGGCGAGGACCCCCUCGUUGCUGCGCAGUACGCAGCCGUGUACGUGCGCGGCCUCCAGCAGCCCUACGGCGGUUCCCCCGGGCACAGCCGGCUCAAGCUCGCCGCCUGCUGCAAGCACUACACCGCCUACGACCUCGACAACUGGAAGGGCCACAAUCGCUACCAGUUCAACGCCAUAGUGAGCAAGCAAGAUUUGGAGGACACAUUCAAUGUGCCGUUCAAGGCGUGCGUGGAGGAAGGGCAGGUGGCGAGCGUGAUGUGCUCGUACAACCAAAUCAACGGCGUGCCCUCCUGCGCCGACCCCAACCUCCUCAGCGGCACCGUCCGCGGCCUGUGGGGCCUCGACGGAUAAAUUGUCUCGGAUUGCGACUCUGUAGGUGUUUUAUACGGUGCUCAACGUUUCACCCACACCCCAGAAGAUGCAGUGGCUGUUACGCUCAAAGCAGGAUUGGAUCUGGACUGUGGGCCUUUCUUGAGCAAGCACGCGGAAAGCGCGGUGCAGCAGGGGAAGAUCAGCGACGCCAACAUCGACGCGGCCCUGAUCCACACCGUCAUGGUCCAAAUGAGGCUAGGGAUGUUCGACGGCGAGCCGUCGAAGCAGCCCUUCGGAAACCUCGGCCCGCGGGACGUCUGCACCCAGGCCCACCAGGACCUGGCCCUGCAAGCGGCCCGGCAAGGGAUCGUGCUGCUCGACAACGACCGAGGAAUUCUGCCUCUCUCUCGAGAUCGCGUCUGGACCGUCGCUGUCGUCGGCCCGAACUCCGACGCCACCCUCACGAUGAUCGGAAAUUAUGCCGGUAAUCCAUGUAGGUUCACAAGCCCUCUGCAAGGGAUUGGGCGAUACGUGAACACAAUUCACCAAAAGGGUUGCACCAAUGUGGCCUGUGUAGGGAACCAGCCCAUCGAGGCGGCGGCGGGCGCGGCCCGCGUCGCCGACGCGACGAUCAUGAUUGUGGGCCUCGAUCAGUCCGCAGAGACCGAGGCGUUGGACCGGGUGUCGCUCCUCCUCCCGGGCCGGCAACAGGAGCUGGUGUCGAAGGUGGCGGCGGCGGCGCGGGGGCCGGUCGUCCUGGUCCUCAUGUGCGGCGGGCCCGUGGACGUGACGUUCGCGAAGAACGACCCGAAGAUCGGCGCGAUUCUUUGGGCCGGGUACCCGGGCCAGGCCGGAGGCGCGGCGAUCGCCGACGUUAUAUUUGGCGCCUACAAUCCAAGUGGUAAGCUCCCAGUGACGUGGUACCCCGAAGAGUACGUGGAUACGGUUCCUAUGACCGAUAUGGCGAUGCGACCCGACCCGGCCCGGGGCUACCCGGGCCGGUCGUACCGGUUCUACACCGGUCCAGUGGUCUACCCCUUCGGCCACGGACUCAGCUACACCCGGUUCGCCCAGUCGCUCGCUGAACCGCCUCCGGCCUUGCUCGCCGUCCCGGUCCGGGGCCGUCCCCGGCUCAACUCGACCGGGCCGGGCUGGGCGGCGGUCCGGGUGGACCGCGCGCGGUGCGAGGGCCUCGUGAUCCCGGUCCACGUGGACGUGGCGAACGUGGGGGGCCGCGACGGGGCCCACACGGUGCUCGUGUAUUCGAGGCCCCCGCCACGUGGCGGGUCGGCGCCCGGGAAGCAGCUCGUGGCGUUCGAGAAGGUACACGUGGCGGCCGGGGGGAGGGUCCGCGUGGAGGUGGGCGUCGACGUGUGCCGGGACAUGAGCUUCGCUGACGUCAGCGGGGUGCGGAGGAUCCCGAUCGGCGAUCACAGCAUCCAGAUCGGCGAUUUGCUGCACUCCGUCUCGCUAACGGUCCAAGCCCACGUCUAAAAAACGUCCCCUCGACAUUUUAGAAAUUACGCAUUGGUCCUCCAUUUAUUAUUAUAGGAACUACGAAUUAUUAUUUCAAUUUGGGAACCAGGAAAAAAAAAAUGUUAGGGGGAGAGUCGCAAGAGUCUCUCGUUUGAAAACAGGAAAGAAAAGGGCAAAUUAUGACUGUAUUGAUGUAUUGAUUCAGGCACUGAGAAUUAUAUUGGGGGGAGAUCAAAUGAAAUUAAUUAUGAAA